This is a messenger RNA of Cladophialophora carrionii CBS 160.54, 2244 nucleotides long. RefSeq lists its product as uncharacterized. Gene Ontology annotation, biological process: positive regulation of transcription by RNA polymerase II; DNA-templated transcription. Bases 1 to 2244 code for a protein of 747 amino acids. The record is from RefSeq and is a predicted model, not a curated record. Gene Ontology annotation, cellular component: nucleus. Gene Ontology annotation, molecular function: zinc ion binding; sequence-specific DNA binding; DNA-binding transcription factor activity, RNA polymerase II-specific. Lineage: Eukaryota; Fungi; Ascomycota; Eurotiomycetes; Chaetothyriales; Herpotrichiellaceae. The transcript is spliced from 5 exons.
AUGGCUGGAAAUCUGCAACAAAGUAAUGGGAAGGCCGCCAGAAUCCAGCGCAAAAACUACCACAGGCGAAGCCCACGUGCGUGCGAUGAGUGCCGGCUACGGAAAAUCAAAUGUGACGGAGGCCUGCCGUGCGGCCCUUGCAUACUAACGGGCCAAGCCUGCUCAUAUGAUUCGGGAACAAGACCCCGGGAAACGCCCACGCAGAGGAUCCGAAAGCUGGAGGCAUGCAUACGGUCCGUGCGGACAGCUCUUAUGCAGCUGAAGGCUCAGACUCCAGACUCUGCCAACGGCGACAUAGAUUCAGUCAUCAGUUCUCUAGACACCUCGUACCCCGAGCCAGGAGAUGGCGAGUCGAGCGCGGACGAAGACGAGGCGAAACACCGCCGCUUAAACAGCAUGAUGGGAAGCGCUGGGCGCAUCAUUUCGCAUUCCCCGUCGCAAACGACGUACUAUGGCCCAUACUCCGGCUACGCCUUCGUCUUCAAGACGAUCGAGCUUUUUCGAAGAAUGCCAGACAACCCGGUCUUGACCACGGAAACGCAAACCAUUACCACGACCUUGUUCAACGCUCCCAUGCCCGAGGCUGAAGGGGGUCCGCACUACUCAUCGCAGUUCCAGAGUCUUCCGAGUCUCUCUAUUACCCUGAGUCUCCUGGAUGUGGUCUUCACGAGAUGUCAUCCACUGAUCCAGUUCGUCCACGAGGCCGAUUUCCGAGAUAUGGUGCACCGGUUGUACAGUGAAUCAGCAUUGCAGUUUGGAGCUUCGAGCCGGGAUUUUAUGCCUCUGUUCCACUCGGUCCUCAGCAUCGCGUUGCUGUUCGAGACGCGAUUGCGUAAAAACCAUGGAUGCGAAGACAUAGCCCACGAGGCUACGAGACAUUUCAUCCUGGCCCGAAAAGAACUCGACAUCGCACAAUGCGCUGAUCUCAUAUCCAUGCAGACGAUACUUUGCCUGAUCACCUUCUUAGUCACCACGUCCCGGUUGACUUCGGCGUACACCUAUCUUGGCAUUGCUUGUACAUCGGCCCUGAGGCUUGGUCUGCAUAAAGAGAUUGACAAGGACCUGUCCUUCCCUGGAACACAACAAGAGGCGAGACUACGAAUUAUGCUGGCCGUCCUCCAGCUCGACACCUUCGUGAGCAUCGUGCUGGACAUGCCCACUCGCAUUAACCCAGGGUGUGUGGACCCAGCAGUCCUUGCAGCAUUACAGCCUCCAUCCACGAAGAAGUCGGCCACCACAACUGAGUCUCUUUCCGACCCCCAGGCUAAGUACGCCACCUCGGCAAAGCACAUGCAACUACUGGCCCUCACAGCGUCCGGCCUCCGAGGCAUCUUCGUCCAUGGCAACAGCAAUGAGAAACCCGCCAGCGGCCCAAAUGUCGAUAGUGUUGACACCAAGAAGAUGGCGGAGACUGAGGAUGCGUUUCGGAAAUGGGCGAAAGCGUUAUCUUGCGUACCUCUCAUUCCGCAAAAGCCUGAAAUGUCUGCAAUUCUCAAAUACGAACUAGAGAUGGCCUUCUAUCUCGGCCAGUUCAUCCUCUACCAACCAUUUCUACAUUAUCUCAUCCAAAUGGCCAACGGCUUUCCUAUCAUGAAAAUACAAUCACAACAUGCCCUGGCCUGCAUCAAGAUUGCAUCGACAACGAUAACACGCUCCGAGGUCAUGCAUCAACGUGGCCUGCUGGCUCCAGCGUCGUGGAGCGUCAUGUACACGCUGUUUCAGGCGGUAAUGUGCCUCCUCUUCCUCAUCGCGACUCACAACGGCACGUCGCGACCGAGCGAGGCUUGGAAGAAAGGCGAAUUAGGCAUAAGACUCCUGGCGACGAUGCGCUGCUUCGACAACGGUGCAGUCAGGUGUCUUUGGAUCAUCAAGAUGGUCAUCAAACAACUCUCCCACACGGUUCAAUUCGACGUGGAUCAAAUCGUGGCCGCAACGGACUGUCUCUGUCCCUGCGGCCGCACAAGUCUUCUCCCCACAGAAGCUCUCGACCGGCGUCCCUCUCGCGAUCAACACCCCGACAUAACCGCUGGGGGCGGCGCAAGUGGCUACGCCACACCAGAAACACCACACGAUGCCCGAGCAUACCCGUCCGUUUGGAGCCGCCCGGGCAUCGAGCAGAUUAUGAUUAUGAAUCAGGAUUCCCCACGGCACGACGCGGACUAUAUCCUUGCGGAGGCGCAGGCGAUCGCCAUGACAUUGCCGAUUGACAACUCGGACAUAUUUCACAUUGGGGAAAUUUCAUGA